Nannospalax galili (Upper Galilee mountains blind mole rat) is the source of this 468-nucleotide messenger RNA. RefSeq names its product histone H2A type 1-B/E-like. NCBI's taxonomy places the organism in Eukaryota, Metazoa, Chordata, Mammalia, Rodentia, Spalacidae. The transcript has a single exon. Gene Ontology annotation, molecular function: DNA binding; protein heterodimerization activity; structural constituent of chromatin. Gene Ontology annotation, cellular component: nucleosome. The record is from RefSeq and is a predicted model, not a curated record. The coding region runs from base 16 to 408 and encodes 130 amino acids.
AGCUAAGUCUCUACCAUGUCCGGACGCGGCAAGCAGGGCGGUAAGGCGCGCGCCAAAGCCAAGACCCGCUCGUCCCGGGCCGGCCUGCAGUUCCCCGUGGGCCGCGUGCACCGGCUGCUGCGCAAGGGCAACUACUCGGAGCUGGUGGGCGCCGGCGCCCCGGUCUGCCUGGCGGCCGUGCUGGAGUACCUGACGGCCGAGAUCCUGGAGCUGGCGGGCAACGCGCCCCGCGACAACAAGAAGACGCGCAUCAUCCCGCGCCACCUGCAGCUGGCCAUCCGCAACGACGAGGAGCUCAACAAGCUGCUGGGCCGCGUCACCAUCGCGCAGGGAGGUGUCCUGCCCAACAUCCAGGCGGUGCUGCUGCCCAAGAAGACCGAGAGCCACCACAAGGCCAAGGGAAAAUGAUCUAACAGCAGUCAGGACUAAGAGUUUUCGAAAACCAAAGGCUCUUUUCAGAGCCACCCA